Hyaena hyaena (striped hyena) is the source of this 1780-nucleotide messenger RNA. RefSeq names its product Ras association domain family member 8 (gene RASSF8). The record is from RefSeq and is a predicted model, not a curated record. Gene Ontology annotation, biological process: signal transduction. NCBI's taxonomy places the organism in Eukaryota, Metazoa, Chordata, Mammalia, Carnivora, Hyaenidae. The transcript has 5 exons. The coding region runs from base 184 to 1443 and encodes 419 amino acids.
AGGCCUGGUACUGUAGGGAGUGUCUCUAGUGUAUGCUGUGUGUACUCUGCUGCUGUGUUUUGGCUGCUGUUUCCCACAGUUGACUACACAAGACUCUGCCUUCCUCACAUUUCCAUAGCCAGCGACAUGACCUGACACCUUGAUGACCAGUCUCAGGGCCCUUGGGUGACUGGCUGGUGCACCAUGGAACUUAAAGUAUGGGUGGAUGGAGUUCAGAGGAUUGUUUGUGGGGUCACCGAAGUUACAACUUGCCAGGAGGUUGUAAUAGCCUUAGCUCAAGCAAUAGGUCGAACUGGAAGGUACACUCUUAUAGAAAAAUGGAGAGAUACUGAAAGACACUUAGCGCCUCAUGAAAAUCCUAUCAUAUCCUUAAACAAAUGGGGGCAGUAUGCUAGUGAUGUACAACUAAUUUUACGGCGAACUGGGCCAUCCCUUAGUGAGCGACCCACUUCAGACAGUGUGGCUCGAAUUCCCGAAAGAACUUUAUACAGGCAGAGUUUGCCCCCCUUAGCCAAACUGAGGCCGCAGAUUGACAAGUCCAUCAAAAGGCGGGAACCUAAAAGGAAAUCAUUAACAUUUACAGGAGGUGCCAAAGGGUUAAUGGACAUUUUUGGAAAGGGUAAAGAAACUGAAUUUAAGCAAAAGGUGCUGAAUAACUGCAAAACAACAGCAGAUGAGUUAAAGAAACUGAUUCGGUUGCAGACAGAGAAGCUUCAAUCCAUUGAGAAAGAGCUAGAAUCAAAUGAAAUCGAAAUACAAUUUUGGGAGCAAAAAUAUAAUUCUAACCUUGAAGAGGAAAUUGUCCGCCUGGAGCAAAAGAUCAAAAGAAAUGAUGUAGAAAUUGAAGAGGAAGAAUUUUGGGAAAAUGAAUUACAGAUUGAACAGGAAAAUGAAAAACAGCUGAAGGAUCAACUUCAAGAAAUAAGACAGAAAAUAACAGAAUGUGAGAGCAAAUUAAAGGACUAUUUGGCUCAGAUCCAGACUAUGGAAAGCGGUCUUGAAGCAGAAAAAUUACAGCGGGAAGUUCAGGAGGCACAAGUCAAUGAAGAAGAGGUUAAAGGAAAGAUUGGGAAGGUCAAAGGAGAAAUUGACAUUCAAGGUCAACAGAGUCUGAGGCUGGAAAAUGGCAUUAAGGCUGUAGAAAGAUCUCUUGGACAAGCCACCAAACGAUUACAGGACAAAGAACAAGAACUGGAGCAGCUGACCAAAGAGCUGCGGCAAGUCAAUCUCCAGCAGUUUAUCCAACAGACAGGGACAAAAGUUACCGUUUUGCCAGCGGAGCCCAUCGAAGUAGAGGCCUCACAUGCAGACAUAGAAAGGGAGACAGCAUUCCAGUCCGGGUCCCUGAAGCGGCCUGGUUCCUCUCGGCAGCUCCCCAGUAAUCUCCGUAUUCUACAGAAUCCUAUCUCAUCUGGUUUUAAUCCUGAAGGCAUAUAUGUAUAACAUUAUCUGCCUUUAGGGGAGAGACCCAUAAAGGUACCAAGGACAGUAAAAAUUCCUUCUUUGAUUUGUGCCAAUGAUGAACAGAGGAUAUAUUUCACAAGCCACCGUAUCUUUUUCCUGUCCUAAGUUGCAUACCACUUGGAGCCAUACCCUGUGCACUGAUGCUAAAGAACAAAGAAACUGUGUUUUCACACAUCAACAGUGUUGACGUUUUUGUCCACAGCUGUAAUGCAAAGCCUUCAUUUCAUUUUUAUUGUAGCAUUUUGAGAGCAUUAGGAAAGUAUUAUACUGUGUGUAUACAUUAAAUAAAACCAUGACAAGAAUGAAGAGAAAUAUG